AUCAACAAACAAACAUUUGUUGUUGUUGUUGUACUCAUUUUGAAGUAAAUAGUAAUAAUUAUUUAUCUAUAUAAUUAUUAAUAAUUAGAUUGUUAAAAUGGAGCUUAAAUUAAAUUUAAUUGCAGCAGCAUGUGAAAAUGGAGGUAUUGGAAUUAACGGUCGUUUGCCAUGGUCUCUAAAAAGUGAAAUGAAUUUUUUUACAAAUAUGACAACAAAAACAAAAAAUAUUAAUAAAAAAAAUGUUGUACUUAUGGGCAGAAGAACAUGGGAAUGUAUACCAAAAAAAUAUCGUCCACUUGAAAAUAGAAUAAAUAUUGUUCUAAGCAGUCAAUCAUUAAAACUUGGAGAUGAGGCAUUUGUUUGUAAAAGUAUUCCAUCAGCUCUUGAAUUUAUUUCAAAAUCAGAUUUAAAAGAUCAAGUUGAAAAUGUCUGGGUCAUUGGUGGCAGUAAUGUUUACAAGGCUGCAAUGGAAUCACCUAACUUUUAUCGUCUUUAUCUGACUGAAGUUAAAAAACACUUUGAUUGUGAUACAUAUUUUCCAAAAAUACCUGAUGACUUUGUUGCAGUUGAAGAUUUAAAUGUACCACAAGGUAUUCAAGAAGAGAAAGGAAUCAAUUUUGAAUACAAAAUUUAUGAAAAGAAAAAUUGACAAUUGAUAAACAACAUGUUAAAUAAAAAUAAAGACAAAUUAUACUUUUAAUUGUUUC
Aphidius gifuensis is the source of this 707-nucleotide messenger RNA. It is a transcript of the gene Dhfr, whose product is annotated as dihydrofolate reductase. The coding region runs from base 98 to 649 and encodes 183 amino acids. Gene Ontology annotation, molecular function: dihydrofolate reductase activity; NADP binding. Gene Ontology annotation, cellular component: mitochondrion. The transcript has 5 exons. The record is from RefSeq and is a predicted model, not a curated record. Lineage: Eukaryota; Metazoa; Arthropoda; Insecta; Hymenoptera; Braconidae. Gene Ontology annotation, biological process: glycine biosynthetic process; dihydrofolate metabolic process; tetrahydrofolate biosynthetic process.